CACUCAGAAUUGCAUAAGCAAGAUUUCAAAAUUAAUCCUGUAAAGACCUCAGCCCAACAUAUAACACUCCUGGCUGGAAAAGAAGAACUGUAGAUCUUUGGGGAAACUUUAUUUCCUACUUCUGCAUACCAGUUUGCACCUCCAGAUCUGUUACUGAGAAGCCUGAGAUAGCAGUGCCAUCAUAAAGGAGCCAUACCUGUAAAUGCCAUGCAAGUUCAGCUGCCUGCAAAGACCAGAAGAGGGCAUUGGAUUCACCACAUGUGCUAAGAAUUGAACUUGAAUCAUCUGCAAAAACAGUAGAAUCAAAGGAAAUGGAAGACAAUAAUAUGUUACCUCAGUUCAUCCACGGCAUACUAUCAACAUCUCAUUCUCUAUUUACACGAAGUAUCCAAGAGCUUGAUGAAGGGGCCACCACACCGUAUGACUACGAUGAUGGUGAGCCUUGUCAUAAAACCAGUGUGAAGCAAAUUGGAGCUUGGAUCCUGCCUCCACUCUACUCCCUGGUAUUCAUCUUUGGUUUUGUGGGCAACAUGUUGGUCAUUAUAAUUCUGAUAGGCUGUAAAAAGCUGAAGAGCAUGACUGAUAUCUAUCUGCUCAACUUGGCCAUCUCUGACCUGCUCUUCCUGCUCACAUUACCAUUCUGGGCUCACUAUGCUGCAAAUGAGUGGGUCUUUGGGAAUAUAAUGUGUAAAGUAUUCACAGGGCUCUAUCACAUUGGUUAUUUUGGUGGAAUCUUUUUCAUUAUCCUCCUGACAAUUGAUAGGUACUUGGCUAUUGUUCAUGCUGUGUUUGCUUUAAAAGCCAGGACAGUUACCUUUGGGGUGAUAACAAGUGUAGUCACUUGGGUGGUGGCUGUGUUUGCCUCUCUACCAGGAAUCAUAUUUACUAAAUCCAAACAAGAUGAUCACCAUUACACCUGUGGCCCUUAUUUUACACAACUAUGGAAGAAUUUCCAAACAAUAAUGAGAAAUAUCUUGAGCCUGAUCCUGCCUCUACUUGUCAUGGUCAUCUGCUACUCAGGAAUUCUCCACACCCUGUUUCGCUGUAGGAAUGAGAAGAAGAGGCACAGGGCUGUGAGGCUCAUCUUUGCCAUCAUGAUUGUCUACUUUCUCUUCUGGACUCCAUACAAUAUUGUUCUCUUCUUGACCACCUUCCAGGAAUCCUUGGGAAUGAGUAACUGUGUGAUUGACAAGCACUUAGACCAGGCCAUGCAGGUGACAGAGACUCUUGGAAUGACACACUGCUGCAUUAAUCCUGUCAUUUAUGCCUUUGUUGGAGAGAAGUUCCGAAGGUAUCUCUCCAUAUUUUUCAGAAAGCACAUUGCUAAACGUCUCUGCAAACAGUGCCCAGUUUUCUAUAGGGAGACAGCAGAUCGAGUGAGCUCUACAUUCACUCCUUCCACUGGGGAGCAAGAGGUCUCGGUUGGGUUGUAAAGUAAGUGACAGUUUGCCUUUUUUUAAGCAGGGAAGGAGGGAGCAGUUUGUACAUAGCAACAAGCCUCAAAGACAGUGGUUCUUACUUUGGGUCAUGAUCCCUAUGUGGGGGUCAAAUGACCCUUUCACAGAGGUCACUAAAACCAUUAGAAAACAUAGGUAUUUACAUUAUAAUUCAUAACAGUAGCAAAAUUACAGCUAUGAAGUAGCAGCAAAAAUAAUUUUAUUGUUGUAGAUCACCACAACAUGAGGAACUGUAUUAAAGGGUCACAGGAUUAGGAAGGUUUCAAACCACUGCUCAUGGAUAUAUUGAACAAUAGAGACCUUUAAAUCAGGUGCCCAGAACGUUAUAAUUAUGCCGUGACUGAACCAUAUCUCUUCUUGUAUAUAUAAUACAUGUUUGAGAAAUAUUUUAGAAUAAUAAUUGGUAAAUUCUUCAGCUUUCCAGGGAACUCUAUCCCUAUGAGGAGCCUCUUUGCCUUGUGGCAAUAUUAUUUUACCAAUCUUCACCAUGUUUUUCCUUACUUAUAACAUGAAAGACAUGGAAUUUAAGAAAGGAGGGCAUGAGGCUGCCAGGACUGAGUGAGAAGGAGGAGAUAUGCACUGUUGCUCCUGAGUGAAAAUGGAAAUGAAAGUGAGCAGGGCUCUCAAAUUUCUUUCUCAUUUGGGAAGAAAUGUCUUGCUCUUUGGUUCCUUCUCCUAUCUGUGUUUAAUUUUGGAGGCUUUAUCAGGUUGUGGAAAAUCUAGAAACUGUAAUAGGUUGUUGGAAACCUCAUUUGAGUACCAUAGUCCUUUUAUACAUAAUUGCACAACACAUUUUUGCUUUGUUAUUUUUUUUUAUCUUUGACAACAUGGACAAUUUUUUUCAAUAUCACACUCCACUGUUGAUAUGUUUCUCAAGCCACAGUUCCUUACAUGAUAUUUAUAAAAUUAUUGUUUAUAAAAUAUGCAUUAUUAGUGAUUAGACUAAAAAUAAUAAGGGCUCUUGUUUGAUCUUUCCUUCUGCUUUCCAGGGAGAGCAGAAGGCUAAAAGUAGUGAAUGACCAAGAAUAAGGAGAAAAGCCAACUCCUUCAUCAGGCACAGAGAGCUGCAGCAAAAAGGCAGAGAUCUGUGGGACAGAGGAAGUGGUGUGCUUAGAACUACAUAGAAUCAGAAGCAAAAUGGAUGCCUUAGCACUGAGGAAAGGUUUCUGUCAGGUUAUAAACUGGUUUUAUAUUAUUGCUGCUAUUUUCUGCCUCCUCAGUACCUUUGCAACUGCCUCUUUCCUCAUAGCAUUUAUCUCUCAACCUCUUCCUGGGAAAGGUGUAUAUGGAAUAGCCAAACAUGAAAACCUGGAUAGUUCUAUGAGAAAAAAAAAAAACACUGUUAUAUUAUGUUUUUGUGGGUAAAACAAAACUGGAUGAAGCAGGGACAGAAGUCUUGCUUUGAAAAUAAUACUUGGGAACAUAUCUUAAUUACAGGCAAAAUAAACCUGGAUAAAAAUGAUUAUAAAUGGAGUGGGAAGAAGUAUGUCACAGAUUAUCUUCCAAUGCCUUAUUUUUGGAUAUAAACAUAAUUCAAAUAUUUAAAAAUUGAAAAUAGAAAAAAAAAUAAAAUCAAGACUGGAAACUUCAACUUCUAAAUGUGAUGAAAUACCUUUGUAAGAGCUCUUAUCUUGCCAAGGUUGAAAAUAGUUCAUUAGUUAUAAAAGAAAUUCUGACUUUGAGCUUAUGAACUAACAUAGACAGCUCAGGAUUAACAGGGACUUGUGGUUUGUGGUCUGUGGGCUUAUCCAAGCAUGGUGAUUUAGACUCUAAGGUCCGUCUGGAUCCUAGCAUAUGCUACAUAGAUGUCAUGUGUGCAUGCAAGUGGUGUACUUGCUCUUUCACCAAACUCCUUUGGAUCUUUUGUCCUAAAUGUGAUCUUGGUGAAAGAUUGUCCUUUGAGUGAGUGGGAACUCCUAAGUCAAAUCAACUUCUUAUCAAGGAUUUAAAAGUAAAUAUGCAAAGGAGAGAAGUUAGAGAAACUCCUCUCAUAAGAAAAAUGUCUUCCCUGAAUUGAGCCAAAAAUGUUCUUCCCUGUCCACUAAUGCGUUUCUUAUCUAACAGAAGCAAGAAACAAAGGAACAGACAACUUGAGAGUUAAAAGUCAUUGUGGUCUGGCUUUGCUACCACAUGAUGAGAAGAAAUUUCUGAAAGAAGUAGGGGAUGAGAGUAUCACCUUCAGAUAGCCUAACAGUUUCAUUUUAAUGAUAAUGAGAUGCAAAUACCUGUAAAACUAUGAUUUAGAAAAUAAACCAAUGCUCUAUCUAUAUUGCUAGAAAUAUUAAAAAGAAACAAGCAUAUGCUUUGUUA
This is a messenger RNA of Mus musculus (house mouse), 3767 nucleotides long. RefSeq names its product C-C motif chemokine receptor 2 (gene Ccr2). The coding region runs from base 312 to 1433 and encodes 373 amino acids. Gene Ontology annotation, molecular function: G protein-coupled receptor activity; chemokine receptor activity; C-C chemokine receptor activity. The transcript has 4 exons. Lineage: Eukaryota; Metazoa; Chordata; Mammalia; Rodentia; Muridae. The record is from RefSeq and is a predicted model, not a curated record. Gene Ontology annotation, biological process: immune response; G protein-coupled receptor signaling pathway; chemotaxis. Gene Ontology annotation, cellular component: membrane; cytoplasm; plasma membrane.